AUGGCAGUACAACCCGGAAAGAUUUACGAGGGCCUGCCGCUCCUCUUUGGCAGCUUCUUCGUUUCAAAGGACAGGGAGGAACGACGCAAGUGUGCCGUGCUGCUCUGCACCAUCCUGCUCUUCAUCCUCUACAACUUUUUCCUCGUCUGCUCGGCCCUCUUCUACGACGGCCCCUUCUUCACCUUCCUGCGCUCGGCCGCUCUCACCUACCUCGUGGUGGAGUUGAGCCUCGUCGUGCUCCUCUACUACACGCAGAAUCUCUACCUGGUCACGGCGCUAUUCCUCAUCGAUAUCGACAUGGGCACUGUCGUGGUCUGCUUCAACUUCGGCCUCGUCAGCGAGUACAUGCUGUGGCUCCUCUUCAUCCCCACGCUCCUCUUCUACAUCAUGGGCGCCACGGCCGGUCUGCGGUCGCUCAUCUUCAUCGUCGCCCAGAUCUCCCUCUUCGUCUUCCUCUCGUGCUACGUCAUUCCCCCCUCCGAAGAGCUUGUCCUCCUGCCGCCCGUCCACAAGUGGUUCGUGGUGGUGAUGAGCUACUUGAUCGUGGGCACGACGGCGUUCGUGCACGAGACGUCGCGGUACCAGGCCAUAGGCAAGCUCAAGAGCGCCAUCAAGGAGCGCGAGGAGGCCCACGACCAGCUCCAGGAGGCCACCCACGCCAAGAGCCAGUUCAUGGCCAACAUCAGCCACGCGAGGCACGACCCGACGCGCGACAACGCCGAGAUCAUCCGCGACUGCGGGGAGCACAUGCUGGCGCUGAUCAACAACAUCCUCGACAUCGAGCGCAUCGAGUCCAAGCGGCUCCAGCUCGAGUGUCUCCCGUUCAAGCCCGUGCAGGAGCUCGAGGCCCUGCUCAAGGUCUUUGCCGCCCAGGCCGAGCAGAAGCGGAUCCAACUGCGCAAGUGCGUCGACGUGCGCUACCCCGUCCGCAUCGGCGACCCGCUCCGCAUAAAGCAGAUUCUCUUCAACCUGGUCAGCAACGCGAUCAAGUUCACGGGCGAGGGCGGUACGGUCACGGUGCGCAUCAUCGACGAGAGCGAGGACCUGCGCGUCGAGGUCGAGGACAACGGCAUCGGCAUCGCCGAGGAACACCUCUGCCAACUAUUCAAGGCAUUUUCGCAGGUGGACGCGUCGAUCACGCGACGGUACGGCGGGUCGGGCCUGGGCCUAGCCAUCAGCCAGCGGCUGUGCGAAUCGAUGGGCGGCCAGAUCCACUGCACGUCGGCCUUCGGGCGCGGCUCCAAGUUCUGGUUCACCGUCACCCUGCCCAUCCACUCGCAGGAGAUGGAGAGCUUCCUCCUCCUCUCCGACGAGGCCGAAGAGCACGUCUCGCCCUGCACCCCCUCCGAUGAGCUGCCGUCGCGGAGGGUGCUGUUCGUGGAGGACAACAUCAUCAACCAGAAGGUGGGCGUGCGGAUGCUGCGCUCGUUCGGCUGCAGCGUGCGGGUGGCCAACAACGGGCUCGAGUGCAUCCAGGCCAUGGACGAGGAGGAGUUCGACGCCGUGCUCAUGGACUGCCAGAUGCCCCUCAUGGACGGGUUCGAAGCGACCCGCAAGAUCCGCGAGCGCGAGCUCGCCCCCUUCCGGCCCUGCGCCGUCGCGCCUUCAGCGGCCGCCUCGCAUCAGCCCAAAAAGCAGGACGAGCAGGCUGUGGUGGCCAUCCACCCGGCGCACCCCAACAAAGCGAUGGUCGAACGCGACGGCGACGGCCGCACGACGACAAUGACGAACACGACGAAGAAGAAAGCGACGUCGACGUCGCCUACAGUAGAUCGAGAAGCCGGCGGACAGUCAGCCAAGACCGAGCAGUCGAGCGAGGGCGGCCGGGCCAGCGACAGCGACAAGAACACGUCGUCGGACGAUGACGCGGGAGCCGACAGCCUCGAGGUUCAUCAAGAAGACGAGGGCCGAGAAGAGGAGGAAGGCAUUGGGGAGCGGCAUGGCGGGACCAAGGCCGAGAUCGGUCACAUCCCAAUCAUCGCUCUGACGGCGUCGGCCACGACGGAGUACCGGCGCAAGUGCAUUGACUCGGGCAUGGACGACUGGCUGCCGAAGCCGUUCGACAAGACCAAGCUGUGCCACAUCCUCAACAAGUGGCUCACCACCGAAGACGAGCGGAGCAGCUGCGGUUCCUGCAGCGAGUGCAGCUCCGACGACUGCUCGGAGGACGGCAGCGAAGCAAGUAGUAGUUAG
Messenger RNA from Acanthamoeba castellanii str. Neff, 2193 nucleotides. RefSeq names its product ATPase/histidine kinase/DNA gyrase B/HSP90 domain containing protein. Bases 1 to 2193 code for a protein of 730 amino acids. Gene Ontology annotation, biological process: phosphorelay signal transduction system; phosphorylation. Lineage: Eukaryota; Discosea; Longamoebia; Acanthamoebidae. The transcript has 6 exons. Gene Ontology annotation, molecular function: phosphorelay sensor kinase activity. The record is from RefSeq and is a predicted model, not a curated record.